UUUUAUAAUUGUUCCAACUUUCCCAAAAGAAUUGUAAUCAACCCACAAAAGAUCUUGAAAGCGCGUGAAAAUUCAAAAAAUAAAUGGUUAGUUGCAUAUGAGAUCAUUCUCAUUUUAUCCUCUGAAUGCCAGUACCACUGACAUUUUUGCAGUUUCAUCACUACCAUAAAGCUUGAUCCAUUUGUCCCCUUUCUCCUCUUCUUCUGUUUAGACGACGCCUUGUUUUCUCUUAUCUUUUCUUUCUCUGUCUCUUUUCAGUGAUCGGUUCUUGGAUCACUCGCCCAACAGAUUUUCCUUAAAAAAAUGAGCUAAGUUUGACUGAUCAGAGAAACUUAGCGAAAACCCAUCAAACACAGUGAAUCAGAUUAAUUUUAAGUGUUUCCCUUGUUUCAAAUUUCGUGCUUUUUAGCUUUUUCGGUUUUUUUGUUGUCGUUGUUGCAGAGAUUAAUGGGGAAAAGCAAUAGUAGCAGAGACUGGACUCAGAUCUAUGCUAUUUACGGCAUGGACCAGUGGCAAACACUCAUUUUCCUUCUAUUCCAUGCUGUUUUUUUCUCACUACUUUCCCUUAUCUUCCUUCUCUACUUCGAAUCCAUCUUCCACUUCUUCCAAACUUUCCUCUCGAGUCCCGGCGCAGCCCGUUUCGCCGCCGGAUUCAGCGGCUGCGUCACGGCGAUUUCGGCUGUAUGCUUGUUUUUCGCUGCGGCUAACUUCUUUUAUUCCGCCGGGCCGUUGCAUUACGACAUGGCGCAGCGGAUGGUGGGAUCGGUUUACGACUGGUCGACGGUGAAGCUGGCGCUUGAUAUCGGGUGCGGCAGAGGAAUUCUUCUCAAUGCGGUGGCUACCCAACUGAAGAAAACCGGUAGUUCGGGUCGGGUUGUCGGGUUGGAUCCUUCUAAACGAACUACUUUGUCUACGCUCCGAACCGCCAACGUGGAAGGUGUGGGGGAGUACGUGACGUGCAGAGAGGGCGACGUGAGGAGCUUACCGUUCGGAGACAACUACUUCGACGUGGUGGUUUCUGCCGUGUUUGUGCACACCGUGGGGAAAGAAUACGGCCACAGGACGGUGGAGGCGGCGGCGGAGAGAGUGAGAGUGUUGGGGGAGAUGGUAAGGGUGUUGAAGCCCGGUGGGGUGGGGGUUCUGUGGGACCUCCUCCACGUGCCGGAAUACGUGCGGCGGUUACAAGAACUAAAGAUGGAAGAUAUUAGGGUUUCCGAGCGUGUAACUGCCUUCAUGGUUACCAGCCACAUGGUGUCGUUUCGGAAGCCAAGUCAGCACAUCAUAGGUCCCGGCGAGGUCCGCUUGGACUGGAGAUGCUGACGUGGAAAUUACUGAAGUCAAAUU
Hibiscus syriacus is the source of this 1344-nucleotide messenger RNA. RefSeq lists its product as uncharacterized. Gene Ontology annotation, molecular function: S-adenosylmethionine-dependent methyltransferase activity. Lineage: Eukaryota; Viridiplantae; Streptophyta; Magnoliopsida; Malvales; Malvaceae. The record is from RefSeq and is a predicted model, not a curated record. Bases 448 to 1320 code for a protein of 290 amino acids. The transcript has 2 exons.